CAGAAUCGUAAAAUAGGAAAAUAUUCCAAGAGAAAAAAGAGAGUGUUUGGAGCUUUUGAUACGAAGCUUAGGGAGCCCAAGAGCUAAUAAUAGAGACUAGCAGCAGUUAAACCCAUCACCAAGCAUCCCUCAAAGGUAGCAAAGUGUGAUAUUGUGAAGUUCUUUCUUUUUGCACCGGAGGGGAUAUAAACAAGAGAGAGAUGUUUUCGUUGUUUUAUGGACUCUGGAAGUAUAUGUUUAGCAAGACAGAGUUUCAUGUACUCAUUCUUGGAAUUGACAAGGCUGGGAAAACGACUUUGCUGGAGAAGUUGAAAUCAGUUUACUCAAAUUUGGAAGGUCUCCCUCCUGAUCGAAUUGUUCCAACUGUGGGACUUAAUAUUGGUCGUAUCGAAGUUUCAAAUACUAAACUUGUGUUCUGGGACCUGGGAGGUCAGCCUGGUCUUCGCUCAAUCUGGGAGAAAUAUUAUGAAGAAGCGCAUGCUGUGGUCUAUGUAAUUGAUGCUACUUGCCCAUCACGUUUUGAAGAUUCAAAAUCUGCAUUGGAAAAAGUUCUUCGGCACGAGGAUCUGCAAGGAGCUCCUCUGUUGAUAUUGGCCAAUAAGCAGGAUCUUAAUGAUGCUGUAUCAUCCGAGGAACUUGCUCGAUAUCUAGAUCUUAAAAAGUUGGAUGAAAGAGUUUACAUGUUUGAAGCUGUUUCAGCAUAUGACGGGAUGGGGAUUAAAGAAAGUGUAGAGUGGUUGGUGGAGGUAAUGGAGAGAAGCAAGAGAACUGAAACGUUGAGAGCUCGUGCAGGAGGCCCAGCCUCUGCUUAGAAUCAAAACGUUGAGAGCUCGUGCAGUUGUCUAUCCCUGCUUUUGUAAACCUUCUGUAAAUAAAUCAUUGGUCCGGAGUUUUGAUUAUUUACUACAUGAUUCAAAGUCGAAUAUCAAAUCUUUUCACAGAGUCAGCCAGCCUCUAGUGCUUGUUGUUUUUCCUUCUCAACUUGAAGUUCAGAUUGUAAGAUAACACUUAAUUUAUCACUUUAGUGGUUACAAAUUUUAGCA
Messenger RNA from Rosa rugosa (rugosa rose), 1043 nucleotides. RefSeq lists its product as uncharacterized. Gene Ontology annotation, molecular function: GTPase activity; GTP binding. Bases 201 to 812 code for a protein of 203 amino acids. The record is from RefSeq and is a predicted model, not a curated record. Gene Ontology annotation, biological process: Golgi to plasma membrane protein transport; intracellular protein transport; protein localization to organelle. NCBI's taxonomy places the organism in Eukaryota, Viridiplantae, Streptophyta, Magnoliopsida, Rosales, Rosaceae. Gene Ontology annotation, cellular component: Golgi apparatus. The transcript is spliced from 7 exons.